AUGUUUGAAGUGUUGCCAGAUGUUUCUUUCCUACACGCAACGGACAUGCAGUAUUGGAAAGAAGAACAAGGACCAAAGCUGAAUUAUAAUUGGACAAACUCAAGAUCUUUUUCCCCAAGCGAAUUACGUGACCGUGAUCAUGGUGUUAUCUCAGUGGUAUUUAGUUUCAUCUACUUAUUUGUUGGUGUGUUGGGAAACAUUGCAGUUAUUAUUUAUCACAUUUUUCUGAACCACGACUAGACUCCAAGCAGCUGGUUGGUUACACAUCUUGCCUUCGCUGAUCUUCUCGUCUGCUUAACACUUUAUCCAGAAAGAAUUGUUCGGUUCUUUCAUGCAGAAGUGAGAGAUGAAAGAUUGGUGUUUUGCAAGAUAAAAUUUACCACAUUUUAUGUUUCCUUAUUCCUUUCCAUAAUGAUUCUGCUGUCCAUCACAGUUGACAAAUAUCUGUAUAUAGCGAAGCCGCAGCAAUAUCCACUGAUCGUAAGAAUACGAAGAACUAAGAUACUUCUCAGUUGUAUCUGGUUAGCUGCCUUGGUUCAGCUCCCACUCAUAUAUAUUGACAUGGGCACCGAUGAGAGAGAAUGUUAUAAUUCACAACCCGUUGCAUAAUUGGAGGUCAUCCUACAGUUAGCCGCCAUUUGUGUCAUGACAAUUCUGAAUUACAGAAUGUUCAAGAUCGCCAAAGAUCAAAGACAAAGGAUGGCAUCAGAAUUCGUGUUACAGCCUCGACAGUCAGAACAAGUACAGUCUGAACAAGUACAGUCUGAACAAGUACAGUCUGAACAAGUACAGUCUGAACAAGUACAGUCUGAACAAGUACAGUCUGAACAAGUACAGUCAUGCAGAACAAGUACAGUCUGAACAAGUACAGUCUGAACAAGUACAGUCAGAACAAGUACAGUCAGAACAAAUACAGUCUGAACAAGUACAGUCAGAACAAGUACAGUCUGAACAAAUACAGUCUGAACAAGUACAGUCUGAACAAGUACAGUCUGAACAAGUACAGUCUGAACAAGUACAGUCUGAACAAAUACAGUCUGAACAAGUACAGUCUGAACAAGUACAGUCUGAACAAGUACAGUCUGAACAAGUACAGUCAGAACAAGUACAGUCAGAACAAGUACAGUCUGAACAAGUACAGUCUGAACAAGUACAGUCUGAACAAGUACAGUCAGAACAAGUACAGUCUGAACAAGUACAGUCAGAACAAGUACAGUCUGAACAAGUACAGUCUGAACAAGUACAGUCAGAACAAGUACAGUCUGAACAAGUACAGUCAGAACAAGUACAGUCAGAACAAGUACAGUCUGAACAAAUACAGUCAGAACAAGUACAGUCUGAACAAGUACAGUCUGAACAA
This is a messenger RNA of Paramuricea clavata, 1360 nucleotides long. The record is from the annotation of a GenBank genome assembly. Lineage: Eukaryota; Metazoa; Cnidaria; Anthozoa; Malacalcyonacea; Plexauridae.